AUGCCCCAACCUGUACCACAUCUUGCGCUUGCCCGUCUUAAGACGUCCCUCAAGAUGGCCAUAAGCAAGCUCAAGUUCAUUCAGGAGAAGAAAACCGCUUUAACCAAGCAACAAAGACGUCAAUUGGCCGAGCUUCUCAAACAAGGAAAGGAGAGCAGUGCUAAGAUCAGAGUGGAGAACAUCAUUCGUGAUGAUAUCUACAUCGAGCUCUUGGAAUACCUUGAGCUUUACUGCGAGUUACUCCUUGCUAGAAUCACUAUAAUUCUCGACCCAGCUAGAACCACAUGCGAGAACAACAUCCUAGAGGGUGUUCUGUCGGUGAUUUACGGAGCGUCGCACUCCGAGUUGAAGGAAUUGAUCACGAUUCGAGACAUCUUGAUCCAUAAAUAUGGCCCAGACUUUGGCAAGCGUGCUCUCGAAAACUCCGAUGGUCACGUUCCUGAAAAGAUCGUCAAGAGGUGUCAGGUUGACCCACCUGAGGAAACAUUGGUGAAUCUUUACUUGUGUGAGAUAGCUAGGGCAUACGAAGCUCCAUAUUCGGGCUUGAAGAUUGAGGAAAUUGAGGAGGCAAAAAAGGAUACUGGAGACGAAGAUGAUGAUGAUGAGCCCUCUGGAGGAGUAAAAGAACCCGAGGCUCCAAUAGCAGAAACCGCCAAGCCGUUAUCUCCCGCAGCAAAAGAAUUAUCUGAAUUUGAUGCUUUAAAGGCAAGAUUCGCUGCUUUGAAGGGCAAGUAG
This is a messenger RNA of Suhomyces tanzawaensis NRRL Y-17324, 735 nucleotides long. RefSeq names its product Ist1p (gene IST1). Gene Ontology annotation, biological process: protein transport. NCBI's taxonomy places the organism in Eukaryota, Fungi, Ascomycota, Pichiomycetes, Serinales, Debaryomycetaceae. Bases 1 to 735 code for a protein of 244 amino acids. The record is from RefSeq and is a predicted model, not a curated record. The transcript has a single exon.